UCUGACUUCACUUCUAGGCAGCCCACAAUCUCAAUAUAAUCUCCUCCGCCACGUUUCUUUCUUUAAUACACACAAACUACGUUCUACUUUCAACUCGAAAUAUAACUGCAGCUUCUCUCAACCUCGACAACCAUGGCCGAUGACGCGAGAGUGGACAUCGGACAACUCACCGAAGAUCAGCAGCUAGCCCUUCAACAAUUCACAGCCGUCACAGAUCAGGAUGUGAAGGAUGCGAUACCGUUAUUACGGCGGUGUCAGUGGAAUGUACAUAUAGCAAUAGCUCGAUUCUUCGACGGUGAACCUGCCGAAGACCCCGUAGCUGCGGCCCCAAGCUCGAAUACCCCCCCUCCACAAGACUCGCGACACCAGGAGACUCUCCAAAAUGGUUUCACGAAUUCUCCCCGCUCCUCCACCUCAAGUCGACGGCGGAUAGACCCGGCGCCACGAAUCGUUCCACAAUUGGAAUCCCAAGUUACGACACAGGCCCCCCUGCUUCUCACUAUAUUGUUCACGCCAUUCAACCUAUUAUACUCGCUCCUCUCAAGAUAUUUCCGCUUCGUUGGAUAUCUGUUUCCCUUCGUGCCACGGUUCUGGGGACGCUUAACCGCGAGCAAUAUUAAUACUCCCGCAUCGCGGAGAACAACUGGUGGACGAAGGCCUCUGAAUCCGAGAGACACUGCGGCUCGCUUCAUACGGGAGCUCGAGGAAGCGUAUGGAACCAACAAUUUGCCCUUCUUCGAGAACGGAUACGCCCAAGCUUUUGAUCUUGCCAAGAAGGACCUAAAGUUCCUCCUCGUCAUCCUAGUCUCCCCCGAACACGACGAAACCUCCUCUUUCAUCCGCGAAACUCUUCUCUCCCGAGAAGUCAUUGACUUCAUCCGCAGUCCUGAAAACAAUGUCAUUCUCUGGGCCGGCAACGUUCAAGAUUCGGAAGCAUACCAAGUCUCGGCUGCACUGAACUGCACCAAGUUCCCUUUCGCUGGCCUCAUCGUCUACACGCCGCAAGUGUCGUCCUCCGCAAUGGGUGUUGCAACACGCAUCACCGGUCUCAUGCCCCCGGACCAAUUCGUUUCUAAACUCCGCCAAGCAAUGCAGUCACAUGCCGAACCUCUCUCCCGCGUUCGCGCCCAACGCGCUGAGCAACAAGCCUCGCGCAACAUCCGGCAAGCCCAAGACUCGGCGUACGAGCGUUCGCUCGCUCAAGACCGAGAACGCGCUCGCAAGAAGCGAGAAGAAGCAGAACGACAAGCACGAGAAGAAAAAGAAGCCCUUGCACGCUCGCUUGCCCAAGAGCUUCAAGCGCGGAAUCAAGAGCAGUGGCGCCGAUGGCGCGCAAGUUCCAUUCCAGUGGAGCCUGGCAAUGACGUUAAGGAUGUGGUGCGGAUCAGUCUAAGACUGCCAGAUGGAGAAAGAGUGGUCAGGAAGUUUCGCGCUGAUGCAGAUAUCGAAGAAUUGUAUGCCUUUGUCGAGUGCUACGAUAUCCUUCAGUCUGAAUCUGGCAUACGAAGGGUGGAGACUGAGAAAGUUGAUGAACCGAAAGGAUUCCAGCACGAGUACAAGUUCCAACUUGUCUCGCCCAUGCCACGAGAGGCAUACGAACUCAAAGCCGGAGGCUCGAUCAAGGAGCGGAUAGGCAGGAGUGGGAAUCUCAUCGUGGAGCGGACGGACUUAGAGGAAGACGGUGAGUCUGACGAUGACGAGUAAUUCAUGAUAUGACUUGUGUACUGUACGCUUGCAGCAUUCGGCGGCGUUUUCGGCUGGUGGGGCAUUGGCUUGGGGUUUGGGUUUUCCUUUGCAACCCUGGAUUAAGGUUUUCAUGUGUAUGCAUGUAUGCAUGUAUGCAUAUCAGGUUAGUGAAAACAACGGAACGAUUUUUGUCGGACUUGAUCGAUCGCCGGUCAUUUAGUGAGACCUUUGC
Messenger RNA from Lindgomyces ingoldianus, 1918 nucleotides. Its product is annotated as UBX domain-containing protein. Gene Ontology annotation, molecular function: ubiquitin binding. NCBI's taxonomy places the organism in Eukaryota, Fungi, Ascomycota, Dothideomycetes, Pleosporales, Lindgomycetaceae. The transcript has 2 exons. Bases 133 to 1704 code for a protein of 523 amino acids. Gene Ontology annotation, cellular component: endoplasmic reticulum. The record is from RefSeq and is a predicted model, not a curated record.